Saccostrea echinata is the source of this 967-nucleotide messenger RNA. RefSeq lists its product as uncharacterized. The record is from RefSeq and is a predicted model, not a curated record. Bases 1 to 858 code for a protein of 285 amino acids. NCBI's taxonomy places the organism in Eukaryota, Metazoa, Mollusca, Bivalvia, Ostreida, Ostreidae. The transcript is spliced from 7 exons.
AUGGGGAAUGUGACUUUAGGUGGAUUUUGUUCUUCGAAAGAGCAGUGUACUGGCAGUUUACAUGCAGAUGUGUGCAAGAAUAAAAGGUGUAUCUGCAAGAGCGGCUAUAUAUCAUAUAACCUAACAUGUUAUCGAGGCAACCUUAAAAUUAACGAGACCUGUGAGCGAAAUGAACAGUGUACUGCUGCAUCAAACUCAGAAUGUCAAAAUGGGACAUGUAUGUGUCGAGAUGGGCACAUACCUGUUAAUGAGACUGAUUGUAAACAAGUGGAAAGGAAUAAAAAUACAGAGAAAAAAACUGUUCAUCAAGUACAAGCAAAUGGUUUCGGAGCUACAACAGGAGGUGUUUUCGGGGGCUUCUUUCUGGGAGUACUUUUUAGUGUCCUUGUUGCAUACUUAAUAUCCAAAAGAUAUAUGGCCAACAUGAAAAAACGUGACGAGAACAAUGUAAAAUUUGACAGACACAGUGCAAACCUCGCACCAACAACGGAAGACAACCGGAGUCAAACAGCCAAAAACACGGAACAGAAUUUACAGCGAAAGGUCGUUAAUGUUCCACCUUACGCUCCGUCAAUGGAAUCGCCUACAUAUAGUAACGUUCUAAAGGCUAAAACAUCACAGAUGAAAAAAGAUGAUGUGUACAGUCAUCUCCAUGAAAAAGAGAAUCAGGAAACGGAGAACGUAUACAACCACGCUUCCGGUUCAUCUGGUAAGACAAUGGAAGAUGAUUACAGCCAUCUCAAUGCAGGAAGAGGGAAUGACAGAGUUGUCUUACCUGAAGACGAUGAAUACGCUCACACGGAAGCAGUGAAUAAUGACAACUAUUUCAUACUUGAAAAUCAGAGUGAUAUCAAUUGAAAUUUUGCAUAUUUUAAAUUCAUUAAUCAUGUAUUUUUUUUUCCUUGUGUAAAUAUAAGAAAAUAUGAAGAGCUUUCUUUUUUACACAUGAACUAAAAUAUCCAAUUGU